Molecule: messenger RNA, 2104 nt
Organism: Archocentrus centrarchus (flier cichlid)
Lineage: Eukaryota; Metazoa; Chordata; Actinopteri; Cichliformes; Cichlidae
Gene: tmem186
Product: transmembrane protein 186
Exons: 2
Coding region: 92-760 (222 amino acids)
Cellular component (GO): mitochondrion
Source: RefSeq, a predicted model, not a curated record
CAAACCGCGUAACUACUUCCUGUUAGUUUCAGUUUCAGUCACCUAUCUUUCUUGUUUCUUUGUUUUUCUUACAUUUAGCUUGUCGAAGAUCAUGAUCAGGUCAGUGCUCCGGAACAGAUUCACCUCCCACAUCCUUUCCUUCACCAGAGGAUCAUGUCUGCUCACGGGUCGGAUACCUUACAGUUUGCAGCCUCGUUCACAAAGUCUAACGCCAAUUCAGCAACACCUACAUGGACCCCUUAUCCCUAAAAUCACAGCUCUGGUUAAAUACUCAGAUGUGUCCACACAGAAGUACACUAUGAUUUACACCCUGCCAUACAUUAAGCUCCUUAGAGCUGUGUCCAGGCUCAAACUUCUCCAAACUGCAAUCACUGUGGUCAUCUUGCCCCCGGUGUACAUCCUCUAUUUCCAGGGAGCCGCCUCCAGCUUUCUUGUCAGCUACACGACCGGGAUAGCGCUGUUUGCCGGUGUUAUGCUGUACACUGCCAGUCACUUCUUCAGGAGGGUUGUGGGGAUGAUGUAUCUAGACCCAUCCCAGUCCACACUCAAAGUGUCCCACCUCACUUUCUGGGGAAAGCGCCAUGAUAUCUACCUGCCAGUGUCCGAUGUUAUGACCAUUGGCGAUACAGGGGACAGCGUAAAUGAGACCAUACUGAAACUUAAGAGAUACAGCAGUCCGGAGACGCUGUAUUUCUCAACGCAUUUUGGGCGUGUGGUGGAUAAACAGGCUUUUGAGACGGUGUUUGGAAGUUUAAAAUGAUUGUUUCAAAAAAAAAAAAAGCUGUAAGGUAUUCUGAAUAGUAUCACAAUACAUGAGAUGCAUCUGUUGUCCAUGAACAAACUUCAGAAAGUAAAAAAUUAUACAGUGGAGGAUUUUUGCUGUUAUAAUUUAUAACUAAGAUAUUUUAGCUGACAUGGGUCUGAAUCAUCAACAGUUGAUAAAUUACUGGAUAAAGUAUUUUUCUUAUUGCUUUUAAAUGAAUGUUAGUAAGUAAGAGUGCAUAUUUAAAGAGAAGCAGCAGGACUGUGGCAGGUUAACAUGUUUGUUAAACAGUGGCUUUUAUGUGUGCAGCAAUAAAAUAAAAUCAAAUGAGAUUGGCCCAACAUUUUGAAUGUGUAAAUAGUCAUGUUGCAUCACCAGACCAUGGUUGCACAAAACAGGUAAAUAUCCUAACGCUGUAUCCUAACAACCAUCAGCGUGUAAGUGUGUUUGAUAGAUAAAAAGCUUAUAUAAAAGUGCUUUGAGUACUCAGAGUAGAAAUGCACUGUAUAAACAUAAUUCCAUGUACAUUUACUAUAUAAUAUCUAAAAUGUUGGCCCUGGAGAAAAAUAUAAAGUUGUUUCUUUUUUUUUUUUUGUAUCAUAUUACAUGACCUCUAACAAAAAGGUUUCGCUCGCGACUCACAAGUUUUGAGAAUGAUACAAGUAUUGGUUUUCAUUCAGUUCUCAUGAUGGCAAUUUGCAUAUACUCCAAAAUGUUCUGAACAGUGAUCAAAAAAGUUUGAUGGCUGUGUUCUCUUUGCCAAAGAACACCGCCGUGAAUAAAGAAUGGUACCAAAAAUCCUCAGAGAGGAAGUUCUCCCAAACAUCCGAGAACAGUUUGGUGAAGAAUAAUGCCUUUUCCCACAUGAUGGAGCCUCAUGCCUUAAGGCAAAAGUGAUAACUAAGUGGCUUGGGGAACAAAACAUUGAAAAAAAUUGGGCCAUAACCAGGAAACUCCCCAGAGCUUAAUCCCUUUGGGAACUUGUGGUCAAUCCUCAAGAGGCAGAUAGACAAACAAAAGCCUGCAAAUUCUGAUAAACUCUAAAGAUUGAUUAUGCAAGAAUGGGUUGCUAUCAGUCAAGAUUUGGUCCAGAAGUUGAUUGCCAGGGCAAAUUGCAGAAGUUUUAAAGAAGAAGGACCAACACUGCAAAUAUGUAAUUGUCAAUGAAAGUCUUUGAAACUUAUGAAAUGCUUGCCAUCAUGUUGAGAUUGUUCUGUCAACAACUGCUUCAAGGUAAAUAAAAAACAAACAAACAAAAAAAACCCCUGAAUAUUAAAAUUUGUUGAAGUGCUCUGAACAAUUAAAAUGUUUAUAUCAAAGGUUCCUUAAAUUUAUCUGUUG